AUGUCGGCCACGACAGCGGCCACGACAGCAGAAACGCCCGCGACCUUCGCUGCCAUUGCGACUUGGAGCCUCGAGGGUGACAGCACGCUCGAAGGCGACAUCACGAUCGAUUUGCCGUGCACGGAGGGUGCGGCCAGCGCUUUCGAUCUCGGCCGCGCGCGACUGUUUGGCGCUUACGGCAAGGCAUUUGCUCACGGCACCGUCAGCCGCGUCCAGUGCAGUCUAACGGUGGAGGCGGGCUGUCUUCGCGUGGAGUCGCGGGGUCAGAACCCAACUGGCAUACGUCCGGCUGGCGGCGCGUGGAGACUGCUUCAGCAGCGCAGUGCGCUCAACGAUGGUGACGAGCUGGCACUCGACAAGAUGCGCAAGCCCGGCACCGUGUUCACCGUGCGCAAGCGCCCUCGAGGGGAGCCGGAGGUCUGCAGCAGCGCCCCGGUCCCGGCCACGCCCGCGGUUGCCGCCGUGGCCGCGCCGCCACUCACGCCGCAUCACGCAACGAUUUGCUCGUGGAAUGCAGCGACGGUUGCGCCAAAGUCUGGCAGCAGCCCGGACAAGCUGCGCAUGAUGCUACGCGAGCUUCGCUUCCAGCCGGACAUUCUUUGCCUGCAGGAGACGAAGUUCUGCGACCGCGUUGCGGAGAGCCGGGCGAAGGAAGCCACGCCCGAGUACGAUUGGCACAUCCCGGCUGGCAGCUACUAUGAGAGCCCAGGCCGUGGCGUCGCGCUGCUCGUCAAGAAGGGGAGCAAGCUCGCCGGAGGCCGGCUUCUCAAGCUGCUGUGGGACGAUGAGCACCGGGUGACUGCGUAUGAGACGAAGUUUGGUCUCGUGGUGGGUACCUACAUGCCGACCGUCUCUAGCAGGCAAGGCCGGCUGCAGAAGCGACUCGACUACGAGGACCGCCUCGCCUCCCUCCUUUCCGAGCACAAGGAUCGGCUCCUCGCGGUCGUCGGAGACAUGAACGUGGCGCCGUCCGAGCUGGACUGCUCUACCCCUUGGGGCAAGUUCUUUCUGGCCGGGGAGGACGGCACCGGCGCCUGGGAGGAGCGCGCGGUGCAGCUGCGCGGUGCGCACUGCAAGCUCCUCAAGCAUGGCGGCCUCGUCGAUGCCUGGCGCUACCACAACCCGCGCAGGAAGGAAUUCACCAGUUUUCAGGACCAAGGCCGGCACAGAUCGCGGAAUGGAUGGUGCGCGCGCGUCGAUCUCGUCCUCGUGCCCGAGCGGCAGGUGGCUGAUGUCCGCCCAAUCAUAUACUCGGAGAUAACAGCGCACGCCGCAGGCCGCCAGAGCGACCAUGUGCCGGUGGGAUUGCAACUCGCGCUGCCUCUCGGCUAG
Molecule: messenger RNA, 1332 nt
Organism: Emiliania huxleyi CCMP1516
Lineage: Eukaryota; Haptophyta; Isochrysidales; Noelaerhabdaceae
Exons: 2
Coding region: 1-1332 (443 amino acids)
Biological process (GO): base-excision repair
Cellular component (GO): nucleus
Molecular function (GO): endonuclease activity; double-stranded DNA 3'-5' DNA exonuclease activity; DNA binding
Source: RefSeq, a predicted model, not a curated record